This is a messenger RNA of Dictyostelium purpureum, 699 nucleotides long. RefSeq lists its product as uncharacterized. The record is from RefSeq and is a predicted model, not a curated record. Bases 65 to 658 code for a protein of 197 amino acids. Lineage: Eukaryota; Evosea; Eumycetozoa; Dictyosteliales; Dictyosteliaceae. The transcript is spliced from 2 exons. Gene Ontology annotation, molecular function: nucleoside triphosphate diphosphatase activity.
UUUUUAAAUUAUAAAUUUCAUUAUUCAUUCUAAUUAAAAAUAGUUAUAUUUAUAAUAUAAUAUAAUGGCUGAAACUCCUUUAAUUCUUGGAUCAUCCUCCAUUUGGAGAAAAAAAGUUUUACAAGAUAUGGGUUAUAAAUUUAAAACAAUGUCACCCGAUAUUGACGAAAAAGCAAUUAGAGAUACUGAUCCCAAUAAAUUAACAUUAUUAAUUAGUAGAGCUAAAGCUGAGGCAUUAUUAGAAAGAAUUAAAUCAUCUGAUAAUGAAGAGGAUAAAAAAUCGAUUAUGAUUUGUUCAGAUCAAGUUAUCGUAUGUAAUAAUGUAAUUAGAGAGAAACCAAUUUCAGAAGAAGAAUGCAGAUCAUAUUUAGAGAGCUAUGAAUUCCAUCCAGCCGUUGCUGUUGUCAGUGUUGUAGUCGUUAAUAUUGCAACUGGUAAAAUUGUAGAAGGUACAGCAGUUGCUACCCAACAUUUCAAUAAAUUACCAAACGAAUUUAUUGAUAAAUUAAUUAAACAAGGUGAUGUUAUGCAUUGUGCAGGUGGUUUUACCGUUGAACAUAUGUCUGAUUACACUGGUCCAUUAGAUGGCGAAAUUGAAACCAUCAUGGGUUUACCAAAAACUCUUACAACUGAAUUAAUUGAAAAGGUUAAAAUUUAAUAAAAGUGAAUAUUUCAAAUGUUUUUUUUAUCCACAAUAAC